CAGCGAUGUGAGGUGUGCACAUUCGGUCGAGCAGAGAAACGAGAGGAAUACUGCGAGGGAGAAAGAGGGAGUCAAAGGGAGAGAUUGAGAAUACGGUCAAACACACAAGAGCAUCAUGGCACCCAUAGGACUCAAGGCGGUGGUUGGUGAAAAGAUUAUGAAUGAUGUCAUCAAGAAGGUGAAGAAGAAGGGGGAAUGGAAGGCGCUGAUUGUGGACCAGCUGAGCAUGAGGAUGCUGUCCUCCUGCUGCAAGAUGACAGACAUCAUGUCAGAUGGCAUCACCAUUGUGGAGGACAUAAACAAACGGCGAGAGCCUCUUCCCACCCUGGAGGCCAUUUACCUGAUUACCCCCACGGACAAGUCUGUGCAGACCCUGAUUGGCGAUUUCAAAGACCCCCAUUCAGCCAAAUACAAAGCAGCCCACGUCUUCUUCACUGACUCCUGCCCGGACCCACUGUUCAACGAGUUAGUAAAGAGCCGUGCUUCCAAAUCCAUCAAGACCCUGACUGAGAUCAACAUCGCCUUCCUGCCCUACGAAUCACAGGUGUACUCUUUGGACAACCCGGAUGCCUUCCAGAGUUUCUACAGCCCCCAUAAGACCCAGCUGAAGAACCCAGUGAUGGAGAGGCUGGCAGACCAGCUGGCCACCCUGUGUGCCACCCUGAAGGAGUACCCUGCUGUUAGAUACCGAGGUGAGUACAAAGACAAUGCCACCCUGGCCCAGCUGUUGCAGGACAAACUGGAUGCCUACAAGGCUGAUGACCCCACCAUGGGAGAGGGUCCUGAUAAGGCUCGUUCUCAGCUGAUCAUCCUGGACAGGGCAUUUGACCCCGUCUCCCCCGUCCUGCAUGAGCUCACCUUCCAGGCCAUGGGCUAUGACCUGCUGCCCAUCGAAAACGACGUCUACAGAUAUGAUUCCCCUGGGAUGGGAGACACUUCUCAGAAGGAGGUCCUGCUGCAUGAGGAUGAUGACCUGUGGGUGGGGCUCAGACACAAACAUAUCGCUGAGGUGUCCACGGAGGUGACACGCCAACUGAAGGACUUUUCUGCUAGCAAGAGAAUGAACACUGCUGGAGAGAAGACCACCAUGAGGGACCUCUCUCAGAUGCUGAAGAAGAUGCCCCAGUACCAGAAGGAGCUGAGCAAGUACUCCACUCACCUGCAGCUGGCUGAGGACUGCAUGAAGCACUACCAGGGCACAGUGGACAAGUUGUGUCGUGUGGAGCAGGACCUGGCCAUGGGUACAGACGCUGAGGGGGAGAAGAUCAAGGACCCCAUGAGGGCCAUCGUGCCCAUCCUGCUGGAUGCCAAUGUCACCACGCACGACAAGAUCCGCAUCAUCCUCCUUUACAUCUUCCUCAAGAACGGCAUCACGGAGGAGAAUCUGAACAAGCUCAUCCAGCAUGCUCAGAUCCCACCUGAGGACAGUGAGAUCAUCACCAACAUGGCCCACCUGGGUGUGCCCAUCAUCACAGAUUCCACCCUUCGCAGAGGAAAGAAGCUGGACAGGAAGGAACGUGUGAGUGCGCAGACCUAUCAGCUGUCUCGCUGGACACCACUGGUCAAGGACAUCAUGGAGGAUGUUAUUGAAGAUAAGCUGGACACCAAGCACUACCCCUACAUCUCUACCCGCUCCUCUGCCUCCUUCAGCAGCACUGCAGUCAGUGCCCGUUAUGGCCACUGGCACAAGAAUAAGACCCCAGGCGAGUACCGCACCGGGCCGCGCGUCAUGGUCUUCAUCAUCGGAGGCGCGUCCUUCAGCGAGAUGCGCUCUGCCUACGAGGUCACGCAGGCCAACGGAAAGUGGGAGGCUAUCAUUGGUUCCACCCACACCAUCACCCCCAUCAAAUUCUUAACGGACCUGCAGCACCCUGACUUCCGAGAGUCCACUAGGGUGUCCUUUGAGGAGCCAGACGCAGGCUCAGACGAGUGAGACAGACAGAGAGAGGGAGGGAGGGAGAGAGAAAUCACACUCUGACAAAGAUCAACCCACGUCUUCACCCCCACCGCCCUCCUGGAACAGCUCAAGACCAUGAACAAACCAGAUGAGGAACCAGCAAGCUAAAACCACCCAGCCCCAUCUAUCUAUCUCCUUUCCUCUACCCUACACAUCCCCCAGUCAUCCUCCCAGUCAUCCUUCAUGAAUUGUGGAAACAUCUCAUCUUGCACGAGAAGAAUAAGAGUAUAAAACAA
Oncorhynchus gorbuscha (pink salmon) is the source of this 2193-nucleotide messenger RNA. RefSeq names its product syntaxin-binding protein 1. Gene Ontology annotation, molecular function: syntaxin binding. Gene Ontology annotation, cellular component: plasma membrane; secretory granule. Bases 116 to 1933 code for a protein of 605 amino acids. The record is from RefSeq and is a predicted model, not a curated record. Gene Ontology annotation, biological process: neurotransmitter secretion; vesicle-mediated transport; intracellular protein transport. NCBI's taxonomy places the organism in Eukaryota, Metazoa, Chordata, Actinopteri, Salmoniformes, Salmonidae. The transcript has 20 exons.